Messenger RNA from Plasmodium fragile, 1641 nucleotides. Its product is annotated as T-complex protein 1, gamma subunit. Gene Ontology annotation, molecular function: ATP hydrolysis activity; ATP binding; ATP-dependent protein folding chaperone. The coding region runs from base 1 to 1641 and encodes 546 amino acids. The record is from RefSeq and is a predicted model, not a curated record. Lineage: Eukaryota; Apicomplexa; Aconoidasida; Haemosporida; Plasmodiidae. Gene Ontology annotation, cellular component: chaperonin-containing T-complex. Gene Ontology annotation, biological process: protein folding. The transcript has a single exon.
AUGCAGAUGUUGAAGAAUCCAGGUGCAGUCCUCGUGUUCAAGCCAAACACGAAGAGGGAGGAGGGUCGCAAGACCCAGUUGUCCAACAUACAGGCGAGCCGCGCAGUGAGCGACAUCGUGAAGACGACGUUGGGCCCCAUGGCGAUGCUGAAGAUGAUGCUGGACCCACUGGGAGGCAUAGUCAUAACGAACGACGGAAAUUCAAUACUGAGAGAAAUAGACGUGGCGCACCCCGCGGCCAAGUCGCUCAUCGAGUUGAGCAGAUCACAAGAUGAGGAAGUAGGAGACGGUACGACAUCAGUGGUUAUCCUGUCGGGGGAGUUACUAAGCAUAGCAGAAAUAUUCUUGAAGCAAAAAAUACACCCAACCAUAAUUGUUAAUUGUUAUAUGGAUGCACUGAACAAGGCGGUGAAAUUUUUAGAUUCUAUAUCGAUUCAGGUAGAUGUAAAUGAUGAAAAGAGUUUACUUAAAGCAAUUGAUUCAUGUCUGAGUACCAAGUUUGUGAACAGGUAUAACAAAAUGGUGAGUCAUUUAGCUCUGCAAGCAGUACAGUGUGUGAAGGUAGAAUCCAAUGUCAUGGGAAAAAAAGAAAUCGACAUUAAAAGAUAUGCAAAAGUAGAAAAAAUUCCUGGAGGAGAUAUCACAGACAGUUAUGUAUUAAAAGGAGUUAUGCUGAACAAAGAUAUUGUACACCCUAAAAUGAGAAGAAGAAUUGAAAACCCAAGGAUCCUUCUUCUAGAUUGUACUUUAGAAUAUAAAAAGGCGGAGAGUCAAACGAAUGUGGAAAUACUCGAUGAAGAGACAUGGAAUCAAUUGUUGUUACAAGAAGAGAUAGAAGUGAAAAAGUUAUGUGAACACAUCAUCGACAGCAGAUGUGAUAUUGUGGUUACAGAGAAAGGAGUAUCUGAUUUAGCUCAACAUUUUCUCGUUAAAAAAAAUAUAAGUGUUAUUAGAAGAGUGAGGAAAACAGAUCUGAAUAGACUUGAAAGAAUUAGUGGUGCUACCAUUGUUAAUAGGUGUGAUGAAAUUGUGGAGAGUGAUAUCGGUACCAAGUGUGGUUUAUUUGAAGUUAAAAAGAUUGGUGAUGAUUAUUAUGCUCAUUUUGUAGAAUGUGAGAACCCACGAGCAUGUACCAUUUUGUUAAGAGGAUCAACGAAGGAUGUUCUUAACGAAGUUGAAAGGAACCUUCACGACGGAAUGAAUGUGGCGAAGAAUAUCAUUAUGGAAGGGAAACUACUUUAUGGAGGUGGGUGUACUGAAAUGAGAGUAGGACAACACCUCAUCAGUCAAGCUAGCCAAUAUGAUGAUGCUAGAAAAAGUAUUAUGGAAGCUGUGGGUUCUGCCUUGGAAAUCAUUCCGAAAAUUUUGGCCCAGAACAGUGGAGCCAAUGUUGUAAAAACUAUUAACGAGCUCAGGAUAAAACAUGAGACUGCUGGUGGAGAGAAGUUUGGGGUCGAUGGCAUCACUGGGGAGAUCAUUGAUGUGUCCACGAAAAAUAUUUGGGACCUGCUUGCUGUGAAGAAGCAAAUAUACAAGAGCGCCAUCGAGGCCGCGGCCAUGAUUCUGCGCAUCGACGACGUGGUCAGCGGAAUCGGCAAGGAGGACAAGCUGCAGAAGCCCGUGCAAAACGAGUUCGAGUAG